CAAUAGAAAUGAUCAUAUUAAUCAGAAAUAUAUGAGUUUAAGUGAUGGUUCUGACACAGGGAUGAGAACAUGUGCUCUAAUGUUGCCACUGAUGGUAUUUGAAGCUGGUGCAGUGGUUGUCAGGCUCAGUGUACUCAGAAUCAUGAAUGUUCACUGCUCUCCUGUGUUACAGUGAGGAACUACAGCAGCACACUGAUAUUAGAUCUGUUCUGGUGAUGGCUGUUUUACAGGAGUGUUCUGGUCAAAGAAAUGGAGCCAAAAAAAAUCCCAGCGUUCCUUCUUGACCUCUAUUAUUGUAUGUAUGUUUGUAGUUGUAUUUUUUCUAUAUGCCAUUCUGUCAGGACCAAAUUGAAUAUAGAAUGUAUCAUCGUCUGUAAAAACCUUUACCUGUAAUCAGUAAUAUUUGAGAUCAGUCAGUACAUACUAUGACAUAUACAUCCCUCCAUAAUGAUGUUGUUCCAGUCCAUCUCCUCGGGAGGGCAGAAGUAUUUGUAGUCUGCAGUGAAUCACCCGAAGAAGAAGAAAGCGGAACAUCAACAACACACUUUGACAACUCGCUCACAUUCUGUAGAAAGAAAGGUUGACAUUUUGGAGUGCACUAUGUAAAACAAAAUUAGACCGUCACGUUACUCAUAAACAUGUCCCCCCUGGAGACUUUCGAGACACAGAUAUCUAUUUUAAUGGAUACUGUGGUGGGAGAGGCGGUGACGGAGCUCGGCAGACUUCUGGAUAAGUGCUCGGGUAACGUUGUGUCCGCUCAGCACACAUCUUCUCCGGCUGAGGUCACAGCCACGAAGAGCGAAGAAGAGGAGCGCGAGGUGACUACAGCGGAGGGGAGACGCCUGUUUAACGGAGCUAUAACGAACCAGUUUGCGUCCUUCAUGGAAGCCUGGACCAAAGGUGCAUUAGCGAAAAUACUGAUGAUGUUGAAAGUGUCCAUGUGUGAAGCUGAGGAUGGUCCUGCUGCAGAGCAGAGAGCCGGGCUAAGCGAGACGACACAGACGAGCAUGGAGCUGAGAGCAGGGCGAGUGGCCGGGCCUAAAAAGCAAUCAGCAUCUAGAAGCUCUCGUCAGAAAAGAAAAACAAUCGAGGAAGGAUCUGCACCAGAUAUAACAACGGACACUGACCACAUAUAUCACCGAGCUGAUGCAGCCACACAGGAGAGUAACCGUGGGUCCCCGUCUGAACCUGGUGCCCCCUCAGAGCUGGUCUCCGAGGUAAACGAGGAAGAUGGCAUCCAGGAGGAUACAGGCCCUUCAACUGCCACACCCAAAAUGAAGAAGAAGAAGAGCACAGGACCAUUGAAAUGUCCUUCUUGUGACAAAUCAUUUGCUCUGAAGUGUAUGAUGGACAGACACUACCUGACUCACUCCAAACCUCACCUUUGCUCCGAGUGUGGCAAACGUUUUGCUGGACAACGCGGGCUUAUCGCACAUUCGAGACGUCACACCGGAGAGAAGCUUUACAAAUGCUCCGACUGCGGGACAGAGUUUGCUUACAAGUAUACGUUCGAUAGACACAUGCGUCAGCACAGCCUGAAGAAGCCGAGCACACACACGUGCUCGCUGUGUGAGAAUCAGUUCCCCGGGAUGUCGGCACUUCAGCGGCACAGGUGCUGUGCCUUGAAAAAGACGUUUGUCUGCUCGCUUUGCCCAGAGACCUUUGAGUGCAGACAGAGAUUGGCCGAUCACGAGAAUCUGCAUCCAGGAGACAGAGAUUUUGUGUGCGAAGUGUGCGGCGAGAGUUUCUUAUCGUCCUCGUCCUUGACCACUCACCGGGUGAAUCACACGCAAAAGAAAAACUGCUGCGAUGUGCUUGGCCUCGGGUGCAGUGACUUCAGCGUCCUCAGAAAUCACCUGAGCAAACACACAGGAGAAAAACUUUUUUCCUGCGAGGUUUGCGGUAAAGGUUGCAGUCACCAGAGCGCUCUGAAGCACCACAUGCUGACCCACACGGGAGAGAAGCCGUACGUCUGCGAAACCUGCGGCAAACGCUGCGGCCACGCCAGCGCGCUUCAGAACCACAUGAGGAUCCACACAGGGAAGAAACUGAGCCAGCCGGUGUGCAAUGUAUGCGGCAAGAAAUUCCACCGCACUGUCAAUCUCAAAUAUCACAUGAGCGUCCACACCGGAGAGAAGCCUCACGCCUGCACCCAGUGUGAUAAAAGGUUCAGCAACCCCAGCAAUCUCAAGUUACACAUGACGAUUCACUCGGGGGAGAAACUGUACGGCUGCAACAUCUGCGGCAGGAGGUUUGCUCAAUCCAGAAGCCUCAAGCUGCACAGGCGGGUCCACACAGGAGAGAAGCCACAUCACUGUGGGGUCUGCGGGAAAGGAUUCAUACACAGCGGCGACUUCAAGAAACAUCAGAGGGGUCACCUGCCAGAUGAGCCGGAUAAUGGACCGUCUGAAAAGAGUGCUGUAUAGUCAUGUACUUAUAUGUGGACGUACUGCACACUGGGGAUCGGGAUGGGCAAUGUGACAAUCAAUACUGUGAGAUUAAAGAUAUUUUUCA
Molecule: messenger RNA, 2514 nt
Organism: Cottoperca gobio
Lineage: Eukaryota; Metazoa; Chordata; Actinopteri; Perciformes; Bovichtidae
Product: oocyte zinc finger protein XlCOF6-like
Exons: 4
Coding region: 639-2426 (595 amino acids)
Source: RefSeq, a predicted model, not a curated record